AUGGGUGCCUAUCUUGCUUCACCAAUAUGUGACAAAGAUACUGUAGACGGGUCGAACGAAAAUUUUGCUUUUGCUGCGAGUUCAAUGCAAGGCUGGCGAAUGUCGCAAGAAGAUGCACAUAAUGCAAUACUCAACUUUGAUGAUAAAACAUCAUUUUUUGCUGUUUACGAUGGACAUGGUGGAGCUGAAAUUGCUCUCUAUUGCUCACGUCAUUUACCCGAUUUUAUCAAACAACUUGAUUCUUAUCGUGAAGGACGAUUACAAGACGCAUUAGUCGAAGGUUUUCUCAAAUUCGAUGCUCUGUUAUUAGAUCCGAAAGUGAAAGAGAUUCUACAAGUUUUAGCUGAUUCCAAAGACAAAGCUGAAGAUAGUGAUGAAGACAUUGACGAUCAAUCAGCAAGUACUACCGUGCCGACAAGUAUCAACAAGGAAAGUAAUCAUCAGGAUGAGUUGAAUGCCGAAGAAGCACACCUGUUACGAAAGGAAGCUGAAUUGCCUAUCGAAGAAUUGAUGAAACGCUACAGUGCCGAUAAACGAACAGGAGAGAAGUCACCGACAAACACUGAACAGCAGCCCAAUGCUGUUUCACAGCUUAAUGAAGAAAAUACUCCUGCAGAUGAUGUUUUGGAUCAUAAAAUUGCUGAAACAAUAACAAAUGGCGAAUUAGCAAAUGCAGUUGAAGCCAAACCAUCGUCAUCUGAACCGAAAACAACAACGAGACGUUCUCGAAAGCCGGUAUCGACCGAUACAUCUACGAAGAAAACUUCAUUAACACAUCAUUUACUUAGUGAAAAUAUCGAUGAUCUAGACGGUGAUGACGAUAAUGAUGAAGAUGAAGAUGAUUUUGAACUCGAAGGAUCGGACGAUGAAACAUCCGAUGAAGAUGAAGAACUAGAUGAUGACGAUGGGGAAGAAACAGGAGAAGCAGAGGAAGAGGAUGAUGAAGAAGAAGAAGAAGAUGAUGAUGAUGAUGAUGAUGAUGACGAUGGUAAACAAGUAAAAACGAACAAAGCAGCACAAAUAAAAAAACUUAUGAAAAAGUCCAUCAUGGCUAUUUUAAAUCGACAUCCAAAGAAAAAGAAGCAGAGCGACGAGAGUGGAGAUGAUGCGAAAGAAAACCAAAAUGACGAAAAUGAUGAUGAUGAAUACGAAGACGAAGACGAAGAGGAAGAAGAUGACGACGAUGACAACGAAAGUGACGUCGAUUUAGGUAAAAUGCUUGACAUGAGUAAUGAUCCAGGUUCAUCAAGUGGAUGCACUGCUGUUGUAACUCUUGUACGUGAUAAACAGUUAUUCGUUGCCAAUGCCGGUGAUUCUCGAUGUGUUGUGUGUCGUGGUGGUCGAGCUAUUGAGAUGAGUCUUGAUCACAAACCUGAAGAUCCUCCGGAACGUAGUCGAAUUGAGAAAGCUGGAUAUAAAGUUACGUUAGAUGGCCGUGUUUCAGGUGGCCUCAACUUAUCACGAGCUAUUGGUGACCAUGCAUACAAGAAAAACGCGACUUUACCAGCUGAAGAACAAGCCAUAACUGCUCUACCAGACAUACGAACAUUAACACUAGAAGAUCAAGACGAAUUUAUGGUGAUUGCUUGUGAUGGUAUCUGGAAUUUUAUGUCCAGUCAAGAUGUUGUUGAUUUUGUACGCAUACGUCUUGACAAGAAAAAUUUAUCGCAAAUAUGUGAAGAAUUAUUCACGCAUUGUCUUGCACCAAAUACAAGUGGUGAUGGUACUGGUUGUGAUAAUAUGACCGCAAUUAUUGUUAAGUUCAAUUUUAAUCAAUUAUCCAAAGCAUCGAAGACAGGUGAACACAGUCCAUGGCCAGUGAUGUUUUCAGCGACGAAUAACAAACGAUCGUUGUCACCUGAUCACACAUCGAACGAAUCAGCUGACAAUAACAGUGGCAAGAAAUUGAAGAGUGUGACCGAGAAUGGUACAAACGAAACGUUAUCACCGUCGAAAACGAGUGGUGUUUUCUCUUUCAAUACUGCUGCGAAUAAUUCGAAUUCAACAGAUGGUCAAAAUUCUAGUUAA
Messenger RNA from Adineta ricciae, 2028 nucleotides. NCBI's taxonomy places the organism in Eukaryota, Metazoa, Rotifera, Eurotatoria, Adinetida, Adinetidae. The record is from the annotation of a GenBank genome assembly.